UUAAAAACGCUCUUUGACGUCAUCGUGGGAGUGUUCCAUCAGGAGAAAUGAACGUUCAUCAACACAAUCCUCUCAGCGCCCAUCAUGUGACAUUCCGAAACAUCAGUGGAAACUGUUGACUGAAGAGAAAAGGACAUCCCAGCUCUUGUACUUUGAAAGAGUGUUCAAAGGAAGUGGGUUUUUGGAAAUUUCCUUGGAAUACUUAGGCUUUUCCUAUGCAGUGAAAUCCCAAUAGGCCUGCUGAUGACCGGAACUCAAGCCAACCCUGAGCUGUAAGUCGGAAGAGGAGAAGCUGGACGGAGGGUAAGAUCUAUCUAUCCCUGGCUCUCUUUUUUAUUUUUUCUCUUUCUUGCCACCUGUUUCUUCUUGCUCUCUCCUUUUCCCUCGCGCUCUCUUCCUCCAUAUCUCUUCCCCCUUUCUUUGCUGUUGCUAAGUAAAAUACAGUCUUUAUAUAAAGUGCUUUCCUGGAGCUCAACUCUCAGAUGAUGUGGAUUUAGCCUUAGCCAUCUCCGCUCACGGCUCCAUGCUUGAUCUGGUCUCUGAGGUCAAGGCUCUCUACAGGGAUAUCAUGGCCCAACUCUGGGUGCCUCAGCCAGAUAAGAACCCACCAGAAGAUUCCAUUAUUCAUUUAUAUUUUGUUUCAUUAUUACUUAUCUUUUUCAUACUAUUUACUUUAAACUCAUUCGAAAUCCUCAAAGGGUAUGUUUUUUCCCCCACCCAUUUUAGUAAAGAAAUCGUUUCUGAAAUGCUGUGUGUCUUAUAUUAGACUACAAACGACUGUCUAAGUAAAUAACAAAUGAAGGCGAUGUUUGUUAACCUCUGCCUGACAAGGAAACCACAGUCAGAUUAGGCUAGUUAACCCAGGUCCUGUGACGUGCUUUCGUCCUCUAAAAGUGCGUUUGCAAUAUGACACACUGAAGUGCCACUAUCUAUGGAAACUGUACAAUAAAACCCCAGCAUUUCAGAAAUUGUUUUUGGAAAUUAUUUUGUUUAGCACGACACCGUCAUUGCUGUAGAAGUCUGCUUUCUUUAGUAUAGUUGUUUUGUAAGUGGGUUUGGACAUCACAGACGUUGUGGUUUGGGUCAUAUGGAUUUACCAUACUGAACAAAAAUAUAAACGCAAAAAUUUCAAAGAUUUUAGUUACAGUUCAUGUAAGGAAAUCAGUCAAUUUAAAUAUAUUCAUCAGACCCGAAUCUAUGGAUUUCACAUGACUGGGAAUACAGAUGAUUGCACCUCAGGAUCUCGUCAUGGUGUCUUUGUGCAUUCAAAUUGGCAUCAAUUUAAAAUGCAAUUUUGUUUGUUGUCAAUAGCUUAUACCUGCCCAUACCAUAACCCCACAGCCACCAUGGGUCAGUCUGUUCACAACGUUGACAUCAGCAAACCUGCUCUCCCGCACGAGGCCAUACAGGUGGUCUGUGGUUGUGAGGCUGGUUGGACCUACGUCAUUUGAGAGAAUUUGUCAGGAGGCGGCUUAUGGUAGAGAAAUUAACAUUACAUUCUCUGGUGACAGCUCUGCUGGACAUUCCUGCAGUCAGCAUGCCAAUUGCACGCUGCCUCAACUUGAGACAUCUGUGACAUUGUAUUGUGACAACUGCACGGUUGAGUGGGAUUUUAUUGUCCCAGCACAAGGUGCACAAGCUGCACAAGGUGCUGUAUAAUGUGUAAUGAUCAUGCUUUUUAAUCAGCUUCUUGAUAUGCCAAACCUGUCAGGUGGAUGGAUUGUCUUGGCAAAGGAGAAAUGCUCACUGACAGGGAUGUAAACUAAUUUGUGAACAAAAUUUGAGAAGCUUUUUGUGCGUAUGGAACAAUUCUGUGAUAUUUUAUUUCAGCUCAUGAAACAUGGGACCAACACUUUACAUGCUGCGUUUUUAUAUUUUUGUUCAGUGUAAUAAUAAAAAAUAUUUGAACAUACAAAUAUAUAUAAAUAAAUCGAGUCAACUAAACUCGAGCCUCAAUGUUUCAAAGCUGACACGAGUUCAACCUCUGCCUGCUGCUUUUUGUAAUCAUUGUUUUAAUUAUGGUGCUUUCUUUUGUCCCAUCCACUCACUGUUGCAUGUCAUAAUCCAUUUUAUUUCCCUUUUUGUGUUAGACGAGCAUGUCUUUGAGCCAAUCCGCAUGCACGCGCAUAGGGCCCAAGUGAGUGAGCGCCAUACUCCUUGCUUCCCGACUUUUGAAGCUGCCUCUCAAAGGGGGUGUGUUGUUGGGGCAUAGCUAGACCCCCGCACCCCCAGAGUUGACCCUGUGGCUGAGCGUCAGCCUGGCGCCCCCUGAUGGAUCAGGCUAGUAGUGAGCAGAGUCCUGAGGAGCCGGAUGCGGGAGGUCGGGCGGAGCAGGAGGUGGGCCGAAGGGCGUCUGAGUCGGAGCACGGCCUGUCCAAAAUCACCCACAAUGCACUGGAGAACAUGGGCGCGCUUGGCCACGGCCUGAAGCAGCUUUUCCAGCCGCAGCGCCGCCGCUCGUCCGUCUCCCCGCACGACGCCGCCGCCUCCUCAGGUUGCCCCGCCCUUGAGCCCCCUGACGGUGGGGGGCCAGAGGUUGGGGACGCCCACUCGGCACCCGGUCCGGACUCUGACCCCCACACUACUUCCUCCGCUCCCCCUGCAGCUCUGAGCCGCGUUCUGCAGCAAAUCCGUGGCGCGCCCCCCAUAAUGAAGCGAGGGACCAGUCUGCAGAGCCGCCGCACCAAGGCGGGGGGGACCGGGGACCCCCCCCAGAAAGGCAGCCCCCAGAUCCACCGGAGGAGUACCCAGGAGGUUAUGCUGCUGCAGGCUGGCCGCCCGCGCUCCUCCUCCACCACGGACACGCCCACCAGCCCCGCCCUGACCGACAUGCUGCUCACUUCCGGGUACCACUCCACUGAGGAGCCUGACAGGCUGGAUUGUCUGGACGGUUCCGGCCCGGCUGUAUCGCCCAACGCCCUCUCCUGCGGAGCCGACGGCUACGGGCUGGACUCGGUCGACACCACCCCCGACCCCCAGCGCACAAAACAGGCCAUUGCCCAGCUGCAGCAGAAGAUCCUCAAGCUCACCGAGCAGAUCAAGAUUGAGCAGACGGCCAGAGACGAUAACGUGGCCGAGUACCUGAAGCUGGCCAACAACGCGGACAAGCAGCAGAGUGCCCGCAUCAAACAGGUGUUUGAGAAGAAGAACCAGAAGUCGGCCCAGACCAUUCAGCAGCUGCAGAGGAAGCUGGAGCACUACCACCGCAAACUGAGAGAGGUGGAGCACAAUGGUAUCCCCCGUCAGCCCAAAGACGUGCUCCGAGACAUGCACCAAGGCCUCAAGGGCGUGGGCGCUAAGGUCACCGGUGGCCUCUCCAGCUUCUCCCACGCCACUCACUCGGCGGCCGGGGCCGUGGUGUCCAAGCCUCGCGAGAUCGCCUCCCUCAUCCGCAACAAGUUUGGCAGCGCAGACAACAUCUCUGCCCUGAAGGACUCCCUGGACGAGCCCCAGGAGGAUGGUCACGUUCUGGGGACUGGGGGGUCCAGGACCCUGGGGGGGGCCUCUAGCCCUAAGUACGGCAGCGAGGACGACUGCUCCAGUGCCACCUCCGGCUCGGCUGGGGCCAACAGCAUCACAGGGGCCCCUGGGGGCCCGCCCAGCUCUAAGGGCUUGAACACACUGGAGCACGGCCAGAGCUUGGGCUUGGACACGCUGCUCCACGAGGUCCAGGAGCUCCGGGACAGCCAAGGUCGGCUGGAUGAGUCAUUUGACAGCCUGAAAAGCCACUACCAGAGAGACUACACCAUGAUCAUGCAGGCCCUGCAGGAGGAGAGAUACAGGUGUGAGCGUUUGGAGGAGCAGCUGAAUGACUUAACAGAGCUGCACCAGAAUGAGAUCCUGAAUCUGAAGCAGGAGCUGGCCAGCAUGGAGGAGAAGAUCGCCUAUCAGUCAUACGAGAGAGCUAGAGACAUUCAGGAGUCUCUGGAGGUGUGCCAGACGCGUAUCUCCAAGAUGGAGCUGCAGCAACAACAGCAGCAGGUGGUCCAGCUAGAGGGCCUAGAGAACGCCACGGCCCGGACCCUGCUGGGCAAGCUCAUCAACGUACUGCUAGCCGUCAUGGCCGUGCUCCUGGUCUUCGUCUCCACCGUGGCCAACUGUGUGGUGCCCCUGAUGAAGACGCGCAGCCGCACCUUCUCCACGCUGCUCUUUGUCGUCCUCCUCGCCUUCCUGUGGAGGAACUGGGAGGUCAUCUCGCAGUACCUGGAUCGCUUCCUGUUGUCCCCGAGUUGACCUACAGGGGUGGGGCUCUCUCAAUGAGUGACGAAGGGAGGUGAUGGCGGGGCUCCCUGAACAAUGAGGGACAGAGGUGGGGCCUGGUGUGGGGGGACGACUAACUAACAAACCCGUACACUGCCUCUGAUGCAUGUGGUGGAGCCAGGCCAGCACAAAGGGCGGGCUUAGCGGAAAGGAGGAUGAGGAGCCAGGAGAUCUGCACACCUACUUCUCUCGCUCUCUCCAAGCAGUGCAAUUGUUUACACGUGGAAGACGUUUUCUUACUUUAGAAUUGAUUCAAGUGGUAUUGAAUUUGUUUCUUCUUGUUAUUGUAGUCAUUAAUGCAGAUGCUUGAGGGCUUUCUCUUGUGGCAGGAUUGGGAAGGUAAACAGCUGGCAUGUUGAUGAUCCACAUGGCUAGUGACUUUACCCUUUUCUCUACGUCCAAAAUCUCUCUUCCUUUUCUCUCUUUAACCCUAAAAUCUCUCCUUUGUCCCUUUUCUUACUCCCAAUAUGUUCUCUUCCAUGUUUGUCUUCCUCUGCCCGUCUUCUCAAUCACCCCAGUCUUUGCCUAUUUCACCAAACCGCUCUUCUUUCUGGGAGGAUUGAUGUGACUAGCUACAGUGCACUGCUGUGGACAAAAUCUAAUAUAUCACUGGAUCAAGCAAGUGAUGGGUUCUUGACUUGUUUCUAUUGGACGAGCUAAACGUGACGUUGGGCCUGAUUGGAUCAGGACUGAGUCGGAAUAUGCUCAGCUUGAAGCCCCGCACUCUUGGCCUGGCCUGUUGGAUGUGCCCCUGCUGAGACUAUAAACUCAUCUAUAAACUGAAUGAACAUACUUGAAGAGCUGUGAAACUGCUCAGACUUUCAGUGCUUCCGUACUGUUUCUAUUAGUGAAAUGAAAUAUAAACUUUUUAUUUUUUAAAACAAAUAAACAUGCAGUUUUAAAGAUGAA
This is a messenger RNA of Salvelinus fontinalis (brook trout), 5169 nucleotides long. RefSeq names its product transmembrane and coiled-coil domains protein 1-like. Lineage: Eukaryota; Metazoa; Chordata; Actinopteri; Salmoniformes; Salmonidae. The record is from RefSeq and is a predicted model, not a curated record. The transcript is spliced from 7 exons. Bases 2272 to 4233 code for a protein of 653 amino acids. Gene Ontology annotation, cellular component: endomembrane system.